Rubroshorea leprosula is the source of this 1144-nucleotide messenger RNA. Lineage: Eukaryota; Viridiplantae; Streptophyta; Magnoliopsida; Malvales; Dipterocarpaceae. The record is from the annotation of a GenBank genome assembly.
GUCCCCAAACAGCUCAAUAUUUCUCUGUACACUGAAUGCAGAGAAGGAGAACAAAAGGGUCUUCCAACUGUUUGUGGAAAUGUGGAUUUGUAAAAGUCAAUCAAGGAAAGGUGCUUAGAAAGCAUAAAGGAUGUGACUCUAGGAUGGUAGUGGAUACAGAGACUGCAUGGACCAAUGAGAUUGAAUGGGGCUGCAAAACCAGAGGCGAGUAUGGAGAGACCCUUGGAAUAUUUUUGACACCAUGUCCAUUUGUAUUUGUCUCCUUUUGAUCUUUCUUUGAACUUGGACAUGGAGAGGGAAAGAGACAAGAAGAGUCCGCAGAAAAACAAAGAUACAGCAACUGAUACUGAACUAACAAAAGGGAGGAUAAGGAGAAAUGCAAACAUGUAAUCACGUCAUCGACCAAAGCUUCCAAAGAAAGUCCUUCAAGUUUGCACCAAAUGAAGUGCUAGUAAACAUGCUGCUGACUGUGUAUGUAUGCAUUUGAUCUCACUUAAAAUUCUUUUGUUACAUGUCCUUUUAAGCUGGAGGAAAGAACACAUGUACUUUCAAGUUGGAAGAAAGAUCACAUCUAGGUCUUAUGGAUUUGCAUCUUGCUUCUCUUCCUACAAGCCUGCAUCUAUGUAUAAUGAUUUUGGAACAACGCCACCAUCCAUCUUGUUUGUCCCUUUUAGCUGGAGGAAAGAACACAUCUAGGUCUUAAUGGAUUUGCAUCUUGUUUUUCUUUUAAACCUGCAUCUGUGUACACUGAAUUAGGAACAAUACUCCCAUCUUGUUAGUUUCUCUGCAAUUGGAUGCAGCCUUGCAUUCCUUCAAGCAUGGAUGUGAUAAUAUCUGAGGCAAUCUAUGGAUGUUCUCUAAAAUUGCAUCAAGUGGCAGAGAAGAGGUCUAAAACUGCAGAAUGUGCCACAGAGAAUACCCACCUUCCAGAACAUGUUUGAAAAUCGUCUUACUCUCAAUCUCAUGCUUUUCAUCUAAUAUGCAUCUUGUUUCAAUGAUUCACUGGCAUGAUUCUUAAUUUCCGUGAUUCCCCAUCAUUCAGCAUACCCUCUUAUCAAGCAGGCUUUUGUCUUUCUGGGAUGCAAGAUCCACCAAGUUAACAGUGUGGAUAUGGAAAUGAGAAAAACAAAAUUUCCCAGAUGGA